AAAGGACUUAAAUAAGCUGACAAAAACAAAAGGUUGAGAUUCCUAAACCAUGGAAAGACAGCUUAGAAUACAAUCUCUUAUUGGUAGCAUGGCUGCACCACUUUGACAAGUGUUGUUCAUUUCUCUAACCAUUUUAAUUUUCCUAUAUGGUUAAUUUUCAAACCAUGGUUAAAUUUUAAACCAUUUCACUUCUCUUACAUUAUAUUCAUAUUUUUUUAAAAACAUUUCCUUUCCAAUUUUCUUUCUUUCUUUCUUUCUCUCUUUUUCUCUAAGUUUUGGUAAGCAACUUUAGGUAAACAAGAUUAGUACUAUUUUUAUUAGUAUUUUUACAAACACUACAAAUACAAUCAUGUUAUGUUAUGGUAUCAUAGAAAAUCACCAAAAGAGGAAAGAAAGACACAAACUUUGAUAACAAAUUUUGAACAACAUUUUUGUCUAGUUUUAUCUUCAAAGUACACACAUUGUGUUCUUUCUUGUGUUUUUUUAGCAUUCAAAUGAAGAGGUCUCCACCAUCUUCAAGCUCUUCAUCAUCUUCAAGUUCUAUUGGAUUUGAGAAUCCAAUUCAAUCAGAGAAAAAGAGGGGUGCUAGUAAGAGUGCAAAGAAGAAUCUGAAUGUGAAGCCACAGAACUUGAAGCAAAAGAGGAACCAAACAACAAAUGGUGGAAGUAGAAGAAGCUCCAUUUAUAGAGGAGUUACAAGACAUAGGUGGACUGGAAGAUUUGAAGCUCAUCUUUGGGAUAAGAGUUCUUGGAACAACAUUCAGAACAAGAAGGGAAAACAAGGUUAUUUUACUAUGGUUUUUUUUUUUCUUAGUAUAUUGUAACGUUCAUAAUCACUUGCGGAUGGUUUAGUUUAUUUGGGUGCUUAUGAUACUGAAGAAGCAGCAGCUCGUACCUAUGAUCUUGCAGCACUUAAGUAUUGGGGAAAGGAAGCAACCUUGAAUUUCCCGAUAGAAAGUUAUGGUAAAGAGUUUGAGGAAAUGGACAAAGCAUCCAAAGAAGAGUAUUUGGCUUCAUUGCGGCGCCAAAGCAGUGGUUUUUCAAGAGGCAUUUCUAAAUACCGUGGGGUUGCUAGGCAUCACCACAAUGGCCGGUGGGAAGCUCGCAUUGGAAGAGUUUGUGGUAACAAGUAUCUCUACUUGGGCACAUACAAAACUCAAGAGGAAGCAGCAGUGGCAUAUGAUAUGGCAGCAAUAGAGUACAGAGGAACAAAUGCAGUGACAAAUUUUGACAUAAGCAACUACAUUGACAAAUUGAACAACAAGAAGAACAAAAAUGCUGAAAAGACAGAACACACACAGCCACAAACAACAACAGAAAUUGUUCCGAAUAAUUCCUCGGAUUACGAAGAAACAUCACAAGAACAAACACCAAUAGCCACGCCGCCGCCACCACCACCAGAAGAAAAUCCACAACAAACUGAAUCUCUUCAACAAGUUCAACAUCCGCAACAACAACAGCAGAAUGUUGCUCCAAUUGUUCAAGAACACACAUUAGUCAACGUGAUGGACAUUUAUCUCGACCAAGACCUACCCUGGAGCUACAUGUACAACGGUUUAUUAGAGUUUCAAGACACAAACAUGUCAUUCAGCAACGACGAAGAUUUAACCGAUAUAUUCGACGGAACAGGCUUUGUGGAAGACAUCGGUCUAAUGUUCAACACAGAAGAGCCUUGUGUUGGUGAAAGUGACAUCAACAUCAGUAAAGUUUUGGAGGGAAUUGAUUUAUUAAAUGGAAAUGCUGAAAACAUGGUUGUGGAUAAUAAUGACAAUAACAACAUUAACAAGGAGUCCUUAGAAUCAUCUUCUUCACCAUCAUCUUCAACAACUACAGUUUCUUUGUAACUAAUCUAUUUGAAUUUGAUGGCAACAAUGUUGGUUGUUUAGAAAUUGUUGUGAUUGGUGGUGGAUGGAUGUGAAGAUUGGGUGAAUUGUGAAGUGGUUUUAGGUUUUUAUUACUUGUCUUUCAUUUUAGGCUUGGAUUUUAGUGGACACCAUAAAGGAUUAUAGACCAAAAUUAAGUUUUUUUCUUCUUCUUUUGGCAAACUAGUUUGUUCUUUUGUUUUUCUCCAUUGGAUAAGGAGAUGGAGUAAUGGAACAAUUAAACAUAUAGUAUCUUGUUUUUGAGAAAUAAUGGGCUAAGAAUAAAUACAUU
Messenger RNA from Vicia villosa (hairy vetch), 2154 nucleotides. RefSeq names its product ethylene-responsive transcription factor WRI1-like. Gene Ontology annotation, biological process: regulation of DNA-templated transcription. The record is from RefSeq and is a predicted model, not a curated record. The transcript has 7 exons. Gene Ontology annotation, molecular function: DNA binding; DNA-binding transcription factor activity. Lineage: Eukaryota; Viridiplantae; Streptophyta; Magnoliopsida; Fabales; Fabaceae.